GCAGAGGCCAUGCUGCUGAAACAGUACCUCCUUUUGCUGGUGGGCUGCCAAGCCUGGACUGCAGUACUGGGCUACUAUGGCUGCCCUAGUGAGUGCACCUGCUCCAGAGCCUCUCAGGUGGAGUGCACAGGGGCUCGCAUCGUGGCGGUGCCCACCCCUCUUCCUUGGAAUGCCAUGAGCCUGCAGAUCCUCAACACACACAUCACAGAACUCACUGAGUCCCCGUUCAUCAAUAUCUCGGCCCUCAUUGCCCUGAGGAUUGAGAAGAAUGAGUUGUCGCAUAUCAUGCCAGGGGCCUUCCGCAACCUGGGCUCACUGCGCUACCUCAGCCUCGCCAACAACAAGCUUCAGGUUCUGCCCAUCGGCCUCUUCCAGGGCCUAGACAACCUCGAGUCUCUGCUCCUGUCCAGCAACCAGCUGGUGCAGAUCCAGCCGGCCCACUUCUCCCAGUUCAGCAACCUGAAGGAGCUGCAGCUGCAUGGGAACCACCUGGAAUACGUCCCUGAUGGCGUCUUUGACCAUUUGGUGGGGCUCACCAAGCUCAACCUGGGCAAGAACAGCCUCACCCACCUCUCGCCCAGGGUCUUCCAGCACUUGGGCAACCUUCAGGUGCUCCGGCUGUAUGAGAACAGGCUCUCGGACAUCCCCAUGGGCACAUUUGACAGCCUCGGUAACCUGCAGGAGCUGGCCCUGCAACAGAACCAGAUUGCAACGCUGUCCCCCGGCCUCUUCCACAACAACCACAACUUGCAGCGGCUCUACCUGUCCAACAACCACAUCUCCCAGCUGCCCCCGGGCAUCUUCAUGCAGCUGCCCCAGCUCAAUCGCCUCACACUCUUUGGAAAUUCACUGAAGGAGCUGUCCCCAGGCAUCUUCGGGCCCAUGCACAACCUCCGGGAACUCUGGCUCUAUGACAACCAUAUCACUUCCAUCCCCGACAAUGUCUUCAGCAACCUCCGCCUGCUGCAGGUCCUGGUUCUCAGCCGCAACCAGAUCAGCUUCAUCUCGCCGGGUGCUUUCAAUGGGCUCUCAGAGCUGCGGGAGCUGUCCCUGCAUACCAACGCACUGCAGGACCUGGAUGGCAACGUCUUCCGCAUGCUGGCCAACCUGCAGAACAUCUCGCUGCAGAACAACCGCCUCCGCCAGCUCCCGGGCAACAUCUUUGCCAAUGUCAACGGCCUCAUGACCAUCCAGCUGCAGAACAACCAGCUGGAGAACCUGCCCAUGGGCAUCUUCGAUCACCUGGGGAAACUGUGUGAGCUGAGGCUCUAUGAUAACCCCUGGAGGUGCGACUCGGGCAUCCUGCCACUCCGCAACUGGCUCUUGCUCAACCGGCCCAGGUUGGGAACGGACACCCUCCCGGUAUGCUCUAGCCCAGCUAACGUCCAAGGCCAAUCCAUCAUCAUUAUCAACGUCAAUACCACUGCCCCCAGUGUCCAGGCCCCGGCCAUCCCGGAGGUACCCAGCUAUGCAGAAACGCCAAGGUACCCUGACACACCCCGCUACUAUCCUGACACACCUGGCUAUUCUGAUACCACAUUCAUCUCCUCCACCACAGAUUUCACCAGCCCCAUGGAAGACUACACUGACCUGACCACCAUUGGGGCCAUUGAUGACCGUGGCACAUGGGGCAUGACCCGGGCCCAGAGCGGCCUGGCCAUCGCUGCCAUUGUGAUUGGUGUCAUUGCCUUGGCUUGCUCCCUAGCUGCAUGCAUCUGCUGUUGCUGUUGUAAGAAGAGGAGCCAGGCGGUCCUGAUGCAGAUGAAGGCUCCCAAUGAGUGUUAG
Ochotona curzoniae (black-lipped pika) is the source of this 1785-nucleotide messenger RNA. Its product is annotated as leucine-rich repeat-containing protein 15. Gene Ontology annotation, molecular function: protein binding. The transcript has a single exon. Lineage: Eukaryota; Metazoa; Chordata; Mammalia; Lagomorpha; Ochotonidae. Bases 10 to 1785 code for a protein of 591 amino acids. The record is from RefSeq and is a predicted model, not a curated record.